ACUUUAUCCAAACAGUCAUGCCAGCCAGCCAGCCAGCCAGCCAGCCAGCCAGCCACUCAGUCAAACAUGCAGCUGUUGUGUCCUGAGCCCAAUACAUUCAGCUGUAGCCCUGUCGAUCCAACCAGCCAUACACACAGUAUCUCCCCACUGUCCAGCCCCAGUUAAGUAUUCAACCACUCAGCUCCUCUCCUUCCUGGCCCUCCACCCCCCCAUGCAGACUUCCUUUUCUGCCCCAGGAUGCAAUGAAGUGACGUGCCUACCAGCGCAGUGAGACCGUCCAUGUUCUGAUGUGUUUUGCUCUGAGGAGAUUACAAGGAAACAGCUUGCCAGGGGCAGGCAGCUGCUGUUUCCCACAGCUUGCAGCAAUUGGGGGGAACGACAGCAGGAUGCCGUGGGGGCGAAGUGGUACGGCGGCCCUGCUGCUGCUCACGGGCAGAGCCAUCGCAUGGGCCAAGGCCAGAAAUCCCAGCCCCACCGAGAUGAGCGUGGAGCCCUGGGCCAGCCCGCAGGACCAGGCAGCCGCUGAGCACGCACACAGCACGCACACGCCAUCCUCCCAGGAUCAGGAGCAGCACCCCGACAAACUCUGCCUGGACUCGUUCUGGAGUGAGGUGGAGACCAUUCAACAGGGGAGUGGCUACGCAGACCUCGACAGCACCAAGAGGGACUCCAGACAGUCAGAAGAAGGCGAACAGGAGGAGCAGUGGUUGGCCGAUGCUGGUUUAUCGACCCUCAUAAGCGAGGACAGCGAGGAUGUAGACAACGCGGUGCUGCUGUUGACUCUGACCCGGACCCAGGCCGAGGCCGUCCAGCGGCGACUGGAUUCCUACACGCUGUCGCGCCGCAAGAGGAACAAACCUGCACCGCGCGACGUGCGUGAUAUCUUCAACUCCCCCAUCACUCAGACCCUUCUGCCUGAGUCCCAGCAGAGUGAAGACCCUGCCCAAAACAGCAUGGCAUCGGUUGCCAAAACAACACUAUCAGCUGUGACAGCGGAGCAUCACCGAGGCACUCCCAAAGAGGAAGUCUUCAUCACCGAUGUGGCUUACUGCGAACAGGCCGUCAUCUUCCUUAAACAGGCCAAACUGCCGCAGAACAAAAGCCAGCGCAGAAAAGAGGAUGGCACCCUGCCUCGGGUGAUCUGCCCUAAGUGCCGUCUCGGGGUGACUCGUGUUCAGGAUCUCUCCCACAGUGACAUGAAGAAGGUGCGUCAGCUGGCUCUCAUCGACAUGACGGCGCUGUGCGACCUCUUGGAGCUGGAGGUCAAAAGGCACAAAACCAGCAAGAGGAAAUUCCAGGUAUGCCCGCUCUACGGGGUGCCGCUGGCGACGCUGCUGGAGAAUGAUCAGAAAAUAAAGCCCAACACCUCGACUCCUCUCUUCAUGCAAGCGCUGUUGUCGUUUUUGGAGAAGAAAGGUGUCGAUUCGGAGGGAAUCCUACGUGUUCCAGGAUCUCAGUCCAGAAUCAAGCAUCUGCAGCAGCACUUGGAGAGCAACUUCUACUCAGGGCAGGUCAGCUGGGACGAGGUGAGUCCUAACGACGCCGCCGCGCUACUCAAGAAGUUCAUCCGGGAACUGCCCGCUCCUCUGCUCACCGCCGAGUACCUCAACACCUUCAGCGCAGUCAGAGACAUCACAGAGCUGAGGCAAAAACUCCACAUGUUAAACCUGCUCAUCCUGCUGCUGCCCGAGCCCAACAGGAACACACUGAAGGCCCUCCUCGAGUUCCUCAGUAAGGUGGUUUCCAGGGAGAGGAGAAACAGGAUGAACCUGUGGGCCGUAGCAACCAUCAUGGCUCCCAACCUCUUCCUCCAUAAGGCCGUCCCCAGCAGACUGACUGAGGGGGCUGAGAAAGGGCAUGCAGAGAAGGCAGCUGAUGUCAUGAGGCUCCUCAUCCGCUACCAGGACCUGCUUUGGACGAUCCCUAAUUUCCUGAUGAGCCAGGUGCGUAAGCUGAAUGAAAACAGUAACCGGCGUUACCAGUUCUACGAUCGCCGCAUCAAGAACCUGCUGAGGAAGAUCCACACAGACAGCCGCGAAAAACCUGAUAAAAACGCCUCAGAUCCGUGCCGUACGGUAAAGAUCCAGGUCGGAGAUCUAGUGAGCGGCACAAUGGAGUUCCCGUUCAACGUCAACUCCCGAGCCUCAGACCUGCUCGCCCAGUUUCAACACCAGUCCCUCCGCAGCCCCGACAAUGGAAAGGGCAAAAUGCAAAGAAAUGGCUCUGUGGCGUAUCCGGACUGUGCCUUGUAUGAAGUGGGAGGGAAUAUUGGUGAGCACUGCCUGGAUCCCGACGCACACCUUCUGGAUUUGUACAACAGUAACUCUGGAGGAGAGUGGGUCAUUAAGCUGAAACCCAACGCCAGCAGAGGGCUGUGAAGGAUGGGAAACAACUCGCCGGAAAAGGACAAAGGCAUAGUGUAAAAAAAAAAAGGAUCAAAUCCAUGCAGCCCUCUCUUCUUGUCUUUUUCGUCCUUGGAUCAACAAGGGAGAAGGAGACAGAUGGAGGAAACAGCAACAGAGAGAUAGAGAAUCUGCCAGGAGCAGAGCCUAAAAACUGGGUAUAGUCAGAUGAACACACUUUGCCCCCCCCCCCAUCUUCCUUCUAUCUUUUUUCCCUGUGCUCCAUCAUACCUCUCCUGCGUUGCCGCGGGGAUGCAACGCUGCAAGUAGAAAGCCACUGACGUGACUCAUUACUUCAUACAGAGAAACCUGCUGCAUAGAAAAUAGACGAGAGAGAGAGAGAGAGAGAGAG
Messenger RNA from Etheostoma spectabile (orangethroat darter), 2754 nucleotides. It is a transcript of the gene arhgap40, whose product is annotated as Rho GTPase activating protein 40. Gene Ontology annotation, cellular component: cytoplasm. Gene Ontology annotation, biological process: signal transduction; regulation of small GTPase mediated signal transduction; regulation of actin filament polymerization. Gene Ontology annotation, molecular function: GTPase activator activity. Lineage: Eukaryota; Metazoa; Chordata; Actinopteri; Perciformes; Percidae. The record is from RefSeq and is a predicted model, not a curated record.